Colletotrichum paranaense is the source of this 540-nucleotide messenger RNA. RefSeq lists its product as uncharacterized. Bases 1 to 540 code for a protein of 179 amino acids. NCBI's taxonomy places the organism in Eukaryota, Fungi, Ascomycota, Sordariomycetes, Glomerellales, Glomerellaceae. The transcript is spliced from 3 exons. The record is from RefSeq and is a predicted model, not a curated record.
AUGGUCAACUUCACCCGCGCCGCCGGCCUUCUGGCCCUUAUCCCUCUCAUUGCCGCCGCCCCUACUGCUGCCGAGGCCACCGAGCAGAACGUUCCCUUCUCUUUUGAGAAGUGGGCUGAGGAUAUCAUUGCCAGCCCCAACGGGCAACAUCCUUCGCCCGAGGAGGCCAUGGCUCUCGCAUUCAACCAGACUUCAAGCGAUGGUCUUGAGAAGCGCCAGCAGGAUGUCAGCUGCACAUUCAACGACAACGAUAACGCUGCCUCUGUUGCUGAUGCCGUCUGGUGUAUCGACUUCAUCGCUGCCCGCGCCAAUGUGGAGUGCAAGGCCGUCGUCAGCGCCACUGUCUUCUGCCACCGUGGCCAGGCUCAGAUCGCCGGUGUUGCUACCGGUGGCAACCCUCCCAGGGACACAUCCAGUCCCUGCGGCAAUGUUGCCCGGUCGGCAGGCCAGAUCAUGGACGCUUGCACCCGUGGCAGUCUCGUUUUCGGUCAGAACAACGCUUGGGGUAACGGGAACAUGAGAGUGCACAUCCGUCGCUAG